AUGACUAAAUUGUCUUGUGUUAUUCUGUUGUCAUUUCUGCCGUUCGUUUUAAGUGGUGGAGCAUAUCGUCCAAGUCCUUAUCGGCCUUUUCCACCUCCUCUGCCUUCUCAUCAACCAAAUCAUCAACCACAGUAUCCUGGCCAAUAUUCCCCUCCUCCUUCACCCCCUAAGUACGAUUAUAACCAGCAACCAGAAGAGUAUAAUGGUGGAUAUACUGAAGGCUACGACAACUCAUAUAACGACUACAAUUAUAAUUAUAACAAUAAUGAAUAUAAUAAUAAUAAUAAAUACGAGUCUGACAAUUAUAAACCAGAAUCUUAUCAGUAUGAUUAUAACAACGACUAUAACAAUGGUGAAAAGUACACUAAUGAAUAUAACAAUAAUGAUUACAAGCCAACAAAUGACUACUCUCAAGGGAAUACAUACAAUGGAGAAUAUGUCCCAGAAAAGAAAUAUGAAAACUCUCAUCAACCUGAGUAUAUACCAUAUGUUGAAGGCGGCAAAAGUGGAAUUCCAUCAGUCGGCAGCGGGAUAAUAUCUGGAUCAAAAUCUAGUCAUGGUCGGUUAGAUGUGAAAGGCAGAUUCACUGGUGUUGGUCAUCAAGACUACGGUCUGAAUUAUCAGUCAAUCACAAAAUUCCGUAAAGGUGGAGGCUAUGAUAUUUAUGGUAGAAAACGACAAUAUCUAGAUUAUGAUACUAUGGGUCAUGUGAAACAGUAUGGUAAUAAGCAUAUGAAGGCUAAAUUUGAAGUUGUCGGCAAUUUGAAGGGUAAUUCUAAAUUCAGCGACAAAUCCAGCUUCAGUCCGUCUGGAGAGGAAACUUACUGA
Trichobilharzia regenti is the source of this 828-nucleotide messenger RNA. NCBI's taxonomy places the organism in Eukaryota, Metazoa, Platyhelminthes, Trematoda, Strigeidida, Schistosomatidae. The record is from the annotation of a GenBank genome assembly.